AUGGAGCUCGUUGCUGAGAGUGGUAAGUUCCUCGUUUUUGAUAUCAGCGAGUCCAGUCCCAAGGAGAUUGGCAACGGCGGUGCGACAACAAUAGCAUACUUCCGCGGAGAUGUGGCCUGUCUGACUGACUGGAGCGAAGCGCUGGCUAGAGUGUUAUUAUCAUAUAAUCACCUCGAUAUAGUAGUCAACAACGCCGGUGUGCUGCACAAGGCUCAACCCUCCAUUGAUCUUUCCGACAAGGAGUGGGAGCAGGUCUGUCGCGUUAACGUCAAGCAGAUACAUCUCAGCACGAAAACCAUCAUCCCAUACUUCGAAGAGGCCACUCAACCAGGCCUGUUCGUCAAUAUAUCCAGCAUGAGUGGUGCUCGACCGCGACCAAAUUUGGUGUGGUAA
This is a messenger RNA of Aspergillus chevalieri, 393 nucleotides long. RefSeq lists its product as uncharacterized. Gene Ontology annotation, molecular function: oxidoreductase activity, acting on NAD(P)H, oxygen as acceptor. Gene Ontology annotation, cellular component: intracellular anatomical structure. Bases 1 to 393 code for a protein of 130 amino acids. Lineage: Eukaryota; Fungi; Ascomycota; Eurotiomycetes; Eurotiales; Aspergillaceae. The record is from RefSeq and is a predicted model, not a curated record. The transcript is spliced from 2 exons.